UUCACCCCGCUCAGGCGCCAUGGAGCCGAGACCGCGGCGGCGGGGGGCCGAGACCCCCCGAGGGGUGGCUCUGACAGGCCACUUGCCUCCUGUGCAAACUGGAGAGAGGCCACCGUGCAUGGCUGGGGUCCACAGCGAUGUCCUCCUGCCUGAGGUGCCCACGGAGAAGCCCCUGUGCCGCAGGGAGACACCAGCAGCCGGGGCCAAGACGCCCCAGGAGAUGUCAGCCAUGGAACAGAUGCCCCAGGAGAUGCCAUCGGCCACGGCCGAGGUGCCUGCCGAGGCCCUGCCAGCCAUGCCCAGCACAGUGCCACCCACUGAGGCUGGGAAGGAUCCCUGCGGGGUUGAGCUGCCGCCCUGCCCUGGAAAGUGGGCAACCUGCCCCAGUGAGGUGCCUCCCAUGACAGUGCCAGCACUGCCCACCUCCCUGCAAAUGCCAGCGGAACAGCCCAGCCGGUUGGUGCCCCAGGGGAGCUGCUUGAUCCACAACCGGCAGGAAGAGAGAGCCAUGAACCACCCGGACCCUGUGCCGGGGCAGGAACCAGGCAGCGAGGGCUUCAUCCACCGACAUGGCCACCCUGGGCUGCUGGACCACCAGCUCCUCUCCUGGCCCAACAGCACCACCACGAAGGACACCUACCGCCCACCGCACAGGGUCCUACUGCUGGGGCGAGGGCAGCGGGAGGCCAUGCUGGAGUCCAUGCUCUACCAGAAAUACAGGCAAGCCCACACCCCUGUGUGCCACCCCUCCCCAAAGCUGUGUCCUGGAGGAGGGGACCCUGCUGCGAUUGCCUGCCCAGGGCAGGGGGGGUACUCCAGAGCGGAGGGGUGCAGGGUCUGCUCUGCUGGCAGGAAGGAGAUGCAGGAGGAGAUCUGUGUCCCCCGGAUGCCCAUGGAGUCUGUCUCUACCACACACCAGGACUACUGUGCUGGGGGCUACCAGUCCACACUGCUGCUCACCAGCCAGCCCCACAACUACUACACGGAGCAGCCCUGCAGCUUCUGGCUGGAGCAAGCCCACAGCCUGCCCGGCGUCACCAGCAUCCGCAGUGGGGACUGUCCGUUUCGAAGGAAUGCUGCCUUUUCCACUCCCAUCACCGAGUACCUGGAGCAGCCCCUGCCCUGUGCCCCCCUCAGCAGCCGGCUCUGCCCCCACAAGCAAUAAAAAGCAGCGGGGCCCAGGUGGUCCCAGUG
Grus americana (Whooping crane) is the source of this 1194-nucleotide messenger RNA. It is a transcript of the gene SPAG8, whose product is annotated as sperm associated antigen 8. Gene Ontology annotation, molecular function: microtubule binding. Gene Ontology annotation, biological process: positive regulation of transcription by RNA polymerase II. Gene Ontology annotation, cellular component: nucleus; cytoplasm. The transcript is spliced from 6 exons. The record is from RefSeq and is a predicted model, not a curated record. The coding region runs from base 20 to 1165 and encodes 381 amino acids. Lineage: Eukaryota; Metazoa; Chordata; Aves; Gruiformes; Gruidae.